AUGAAGGGAGAUAGUAGACAUCUGAAUGAGGAGGAGGGUGCCAGCGGGUGUGAGGAAUGUCUCAUCGUCAAUGGGAACUGUAGUGACCAGGCCUCAGAUACUAAGGAUGCUCCUUCACCCCCAGUCUUGGAGGCAAUGUGCACAGAGGCAGUCAACACAUCAGAGAGCAGAGGCCGAAGAUCAAGCUCACGGCUGUCAAAGAGGGAGGUCUCCAACCUGCUGAGUUACACUCAGGACCUGGCAGGAGAUGGAGAUGGAGAUGGUGAAGCAGAGGAUGGGGAUGGCUCAGACAUUCUACUAAUGCCAAAGCUCACGCGUGAGACCAAGGAGACAAGGUCACCCUCGGAAAGUCCAGCUGUUCGAACCCGAAACAGCAACAUUACCUCCAGCCUGGAGAGGCAAAGAGCCUCGCCCAGAAUCACCAGAGGCCGCCAGGGCCGCCACCAUGUGCAGGAAUACCCCGUGGAAUUCCCAGCUACCAGGUCUCGGAGAAGGCGAGCAUCGUCUUCUACAAGCACACCAUGGUCGUCCCCUGCCAGCCCUUAUCCCAGUAUCGACCUCAUAGAAGAAGGGACACCUCAGAGGAGCAGUACCCCAUCAACUGACUGGAGCCAGGACAGCCAGCAAGAGAGUAUGGAUGCCACACAACUGUAUGCAGAGAGCAAAGAUGGAGACAGCACUGAGUACCAGGAUGAUAAGGAGUUUGGAAUAGGCGACCUUGUAUGGGGAAAAAUCAAGGGCUUCUCCUGGUGGCCUGCCAUGGUGGUUUCCUGGAAAGCCACCUCCAAGCGCCAGGCCAUGCCUGGCAUGCGAUGGGUACAGUGGUUUGGUGACGGCAAGUUUUCUGAGGUCUCUGCUGACAAACUCGUGGCCCUUGGGCUGUUCAGCCAGCACUUUAACCUGGCCACCUUCAAUAAGCUGGUUUCUUAUAGGAAGGCCAUGUACCACACUCUGGAGAGAGCCAGGGUGCGAGCUGGCAAGACCUUCCCUAGUAGCCCCGGAGACUCACUGGAGGACAAGCUGAAGCCCAUGCUGGAGUGGGCCCACGGGGGCUUCAAGCCCACUGGCAUCGAGGGCCUCAAACCGAAUAACAAGCAACCAGUGAUUAAUAAGUCGAAGGUGCGUCGUGCAGGCAGUAGCAAGUUAGAACCCAGGAAACACGAGAACAAAAGUCGAAGAGGCACAACCAACAACGACUCUGCAGCUUCUGAGUCCUAUCCCCCUCCCAAGCGCCUCAAGACCAACAGCUACGGUGGGAAAGACCGAGGGCAGGAUGAUGAGAGCCGAGAACGGAUGGCUUCUGAUGUCACCAACAACAAGGGCAAUCUGGAAGAACGCUGCUUGUCCUGUGGUAGGAAGAACCCUGUAUCCUUCCAUCCCCUCUUUGAGGGUGGGCUCUGUCAGAGUUGCCGGGAUCGCUUCCUGGAGCUGUUCUACAUGUACGAUGAGGACGGCUAUCAGUCCUACUGCACUGUGUGCUGCGAGGGCCGAGAGCUGCUUCUGUGCAGCAACACAAGCUGCUGCAGGUGCUUCUGUGUGGAGUGUCUGGAGGUGCUGGUGGGUACAGGGACAGCUGAGGAUGCCAAGCUGCAGGAACCCUGGAGCUGCUAUAUGUGCCUUCCACAGCGCUGCCAUGGGGUCCUCAGGCGCAGGAAGGAUUGGAACAUGCGCCUGCAAGACUUCUUCACUUCUGAUCCUGACCUCGAAGAAUUCGAGCCACCCAAGUUGUACCCAGCAAUUCCUGCAGCCAAGAGGAGACCUAUUAGAGUCCUGUCCUUGUUUGAUGGAAUUGCAACAGGGUACUUGGUGCUCAAAGAGCUGGGUAUCAAAGUGGAAAAGUAUGUUGCAUCCGAAGUGUGUACAGAGUCCAUUGCUGUGGGAACUGUUAAGCAUGAAGGUCAAAUCAAAUAUGUGAAUGACGUCAGGAAAAUCACAAAGAAAAAUAUUGAAGAGUGGGGCCCUUUUGACUUGGUGAUUGGUGGAAGCCCUUGCAAUGACCUCUCCAAUGUCAAUCCAGCCAGGAAAGGCCUAUAUGAGGGCACCGGCAGGCUCUUCUUUGAGUUUUACCACUUGCUGAAUUAUACCCGCCCCAAGGAGGGCGACAACCGUCCGUUCUUCUGGAUGUUUGAGAAUGUGGUGGCCAUGAAGGUUAACGACAAGAAAGACAUCUCCCGAUUCCUGGCGUGUAACCCAGUGAUGAUCGAUGCCAUCAAGGUUUCUGCUGCACAUAGGGCCCGAUAUUUCUGGGGCAACCUACCUGGGAUGAACAGGCCUGUGAUAGCUUCCAAGAAUGAUAAGCUCGAGCUGCAGGACUGCUUGGAGUUCAGUAGGACAGCAAAGUUAAAGAAAGUACAGACAAUAACCACCAAGUCGAACUCCAUCAGACAGGGGAAAAACCAGCUUUUCCCUGUAGUCAUGAAUGGCAAGGACGAUGUUUUGUGGUGUACUGAGCUCGAAAGGAUCUUCGGCUUUCCUGCACACUACACGGAUGUAUCCAACAUGGGCCGUGGUGCCCGCCAGAAGCUGCUGGGAAGGUCCUGGAGUGUGCCAGUCAUCAGACACCUCUUUGCCCCCUUGAAGGACUACUUUGCAUGUGAAUAG
Cricetulus griseus (Chinese hamster) is the source of this 2601-nucleotide messenger RNA. The record is from RefSeq and is a predicted model, not a curated record. Lineage: Eukaryota; Metazoa; Chordata; Mammalia; Rodentia; Cricetidae.